AUGGACAUAUCACAACUACUAGAAGAGAAAAAGCAGAAGUUGGAACAACUAAGACUCCAGAGGAUAGAGCUUGAAGAAGUACCAAACGUUGAAAAGCAGGAUACUGUUGAGGUAUCACUGCAAGAAAUCCCACAAGUCAAGUAUGAUAUACCCCCUCCUAUAAUUCCCAAAAUUGAACCAGUUUUACCUUUGCAAGAUGCAGAUAUUGAAGAAUUGGAAAGCAAACUUAGAAAGGAAUUGGAAAUAAAGGUCAGGGCUGAACUAGAAGACAAAUAUAGAAAAUAUUAUGAAUCGGCAGUGCAAGAUUUGACGAAAACACAAAGGCCGCAUAGUUUACAGUCCGAAGAGGGGAAAGAGAAAUGUGAAUUUACACCAACUAAAACAAAAGUAAAAUACAUUGAUGUUCAUGAGAAUAGCUGUCUGUCAGUUCAUGAUGAUUGCAUUCAAAUAUAUAAGCUCCCCUCACUAACAAUAAUCGGGAAAAUCCCUUUACAUUCAAAGGCGAAUGUAGCUGUCUUUGAUAGAACAAAUAAUGAAAGAAUAAUUGUGGGGUAUGAGAACGGUUUUGUACAUGUUUAUACCCCGGCUUUUUGUGUCUCUUCUAGGUACCAGCUGGAUUCAAUCAUUGCUAUCCAUCAGUCUCUUAAUUCAGUUAUAAUAGUCUCUUCUGCUGGGGAGUACACAGUUCUUGCUCCAAAUAUCAUUGAUGUUCUCAUACCAGCAACAAAUAUUUUUACAGCUUUGCAAUUUUCUCAUAAUGAGGUCCUGAAGACAUUGCACCCCCUUAAAGUAAUUACUGUGUGUUCGUUUGUUGGUGCAAAUAAUGUGAUUUUAGGAUUAGUUACAGGAGACAUACUAUCAGUUGAUAUAGGGACGCAUACGAUUACAAAAAUCCACAAAAGUAGUUUGCCACCACUGAGUAUUUCGUACACAUCAGGGAAAACGUUGGUCCUAAGUCUUGAUCACUCAUUAACCAUUAUCCACGGAGAUACAGUGGAGCACGAUGUGGGAUUUUCAUUCUUGGCUAAAUGGAUCACGCCGUCAGCCUUUUUAACUUGCACUUUCCAAAAUGAAUUAAGUAUUUGGAGCGAUAAUAAGAAAAGUAAAAUUCAUAUCAUUGAAGGUAGCACCGUUUCGGCUAUAGAGAUAUUAGACUCGAAAACCUUGGUUGUUGGCGACUUAGAGGGAAAUUGUAAAUUAUUUGAAAUGUAA
Messenger RNA from Pichia kudriavzevii, 1212 nucleotides. RefSeq lists its product as uncharacterized. Gene Ontology annotation, molecular function: protein binding. Lineage: Eukaryota; Fungi; Ascomycota; Pichiomycetes; Pichiales; Pichiaceae. Bases 1 to 1212 code for a protein of 403 amino acids. The record is from RefSeq and is a predicted model, not a curated record. The transcript has a single exon.